Molecule: messenger RNA, 630 nt
Organism: Helobdella robusta
Lineage: Eukaryota; Metazoa; Annelida; Clitellata; Rhynchobdellida; Glossiphoniidae
Exons: 6
Coding region: 1-630 (209 amino acids)
Biological process (GO): regulation of cell adhesion; regulation of signaling
Molecular function (GO): protein binding
Source: RefSeq, a predicted model, not a curated record
AUGAAUGAUUCGGUCUUAACGGGCAGGAUUGGGGCUGACAUGAGUGACACGAGGAAUGAUGGCGGCAGUGACGAUGAUCACUACGACUUCCAUGAGUACGAUGGAAAGUUUUCUGCUAUCCUGCAAGAAACAGGAAAGUGGAUUGAGAUGAUCACUAAGGAGAAGUUGAGAUAUCCGCUUGAUUUUCUGAAAUCCUUGCAAGAUGGAGUCAUCCUAUGCAAGUUAUUGAACAGCUUGAAAAGAGGCUGCAUCAAGAAGAUCAACAUGAUGCAGACACCUGUUGCCUACCUGGACAACCUGAGUUUGUUUCAGAAUGUAUGCAGGCAGGAGUUCAACAUGCAGGACUGCCAGCUCUUUGACAUCAGAGAUCUCGAUGACCUUGACAUUCGAGGAACCAUCGAGUGGGACGUGGCUGAUGUUGCUGAUGUAGACGAUGAAGAUUGUGAUGAUGACAAAGAGACUAUAUUAUAUUUGACCAGGAACCAAGAAGAAUUUGUAAAAGAAACUGUCAGACGUAUUAAUAAGUUGUUGUUACUCAGCAUCUCUGGUGAAUGCUCUUUAUUUGGUUCUCUACUCUUCUCUGGUUUUCAUAUUUUCUGCAAACCAGAUUAUACAUGUGGAAGGUGCUGA